GACAUGAAUGACGGAAAAACGGAGAAACUCAAACUGAAACAAGAGUUGGGUUUGGCAAGUGCUGUGUCCCUUAUUGGUGGCACCAUGAUUGGGUCUGGGAUCUUCAUGUCUCCUCAGUCUGUGCUGUCCAACAUUGGAAGCCCAGGCGCAAGCCUUGUGAUCUGGAUGUUGUGUGGUUUGAUAGCUAUGCUGGGGGCACUUUCCUACGCUGAGCUUGGAACCAUCAUCAAGGAGUCUGGAGGAGAUUUCAUCUACAUCCUACGCAUCUAUGGCAAACUGCCAGCCUUCUUUGUGGCAUUCACCUUCUUGUUGGUCAUGAGGCCAGCCAGCAUUGCAGCAAUGUCCUUAAGCUUUGCAGAGUACGCUGUUGCUCCCAUCUACCAGGACUGCACCCCGCCUCUGCUAGUGGUCAAGUGUAUUGCUGCCAUAUGCAUACUAGUGGUGUCAAUAGCUAACAUUCUGAAUGUCCGCCUCACAAUGUCCAUCCAGGUGGUCUUCAUGGUUGCGAAAGUGUUGGGCCUCCUGGUCAUAGUUUUUGGAGGAAUAGUGGUACUUGCAGAUGGCCCCUCUGGAGGCAUCAAUAAUGCUUUUGAAGGCACACGUUUGGGACUGAAUCCCAUAGGUAUGGCCUUUUACCAGGGUCUCUGGUCCUUUGCUGGGUGGUACAAUUUGAACUAUGUGACUGAGGAGGUCAAAAAACCAGAGGUGAAUCUGCCCAGAGCAGUGAUGAUUGCCAUCCCCAUGGUGACAGUGCUUUAUCUGCUGGUCAACGUGAGCUACCUGGCUGCCCUGACACCCCGGGAAAUGAUGUCAUCCACUGCUGUAGCUGUCACCUGGGGGAACAAGGUCCUGGGAAGCUGGGGAUGGGUAAUGUCUGUGGCUGCGGCAAUGUCUGCUUUUGGGUCCUUGAACGGGACGUUCUUCAGUGGUGGGCGAGUGUGCUUUGUGGCAGCCAGAGAAGGCCACAUGCCUGAUAUCCUGUCUAUGGCUCAUGUUCGGCAUCUAACCCCGUCACCAGCUCUCAUCUUCACCACAGCCAUCUCCCUUAUAGUGCUGAUCCCUGGAGACUUCCAGAGUAUUGUCAACUUCUUCAGUUUUACUGCAUGGUUUUUCUAUGGAAUUACUCUCUCUGGACUUCUCUACCUUAAAAUAAAGAAGCCAGAACUUCCCAGGCCUUACAAGGUUCCAAUUCUCAUUCCCAUCCUGGUCCUUAUGGCCGCCAUCUUCCUGGUCUUGGCACCCAUCGUUGAUGACCCCCAGAUCGAGUAUCUGUAUGUCACCCUUUUCAUCCUCAGCGGCAUCGUGAUCUACAUACCCUUCAUCCACUUCAAGAUGUGCCCUGGGAUACUGGACAAAGUCACACUCUUCCUUCAGCUCUUUCUUGAGGUUGCUCCAACCCAAAAGAACUUAUGA
This is a messenger RNA of Megalops cyprinoides (Indo-Pacific tarpon), 1413 nucleotides long. Its product is annotated as b(0,+)-type amino acid transporter 1-like. Gene Ontology annotation, biological process: amino acid transmembrane transport. NCBI's taxonomy places the organism in Eukaryota, Metazoa, Chordata, Actinopteri, Elopiformes, Megalopidae. Gene Ontology annotation, molecular function: L-amino acid transmembrane transporter activity. The record is from RefSeq and is a predicted model, not a curated record. The transcript is spliced from 6 exons. Bases 4 to 1413 code for a protein of 469 amino acids. Gene Ontology annotation, cellular component: membrane.